Molecule: messenger RNA, 1718 nt
Organism: Zea mays
Lineage: Eukaryota; Viridiplantae; Streptophyta; Magnoliopsida; Poales; Poaceae
Exons: 2
Coding region: 492-1439 (315 amino acids)
Source: RefSeq, a predicted model, not a curated record
CAAGGGGCCCACUUGGCUGACAAGGAGCCACACCGCUUUUUUGGUGGUAAACAGCUGCGGUGCUGUGUGCUGUCAUCGGCCGAUGACUGCGGUUAGAGGGGUUAAACACGUUAAGCUUGGGGAGCACGAGGCAGCAGCCAGCUGCCAGCCAACAAGACAAGAGCGGCAGUGUUCGGGUCGCGCUCUGCUGCCGCUGCUUCUGCCUCCGCCCUCCGCCCCUCCUCCUCCUUUUCAUCACCCUUCCCCCUCCCGUCUAGACACGCAUCAUUGCGCUACUCCGCGCUGCACUCCCUCCUCCCGUGUCUGUCGCCUCGCCUUGCCCCUCUCGUGCUCCCUCCCCCCCUGCUGCUGCAGGUUAAUGCUCCUCCGUCCGCGCCGGUGCACCACCGCGCUCUUGCUUAGCUAGCUAGCUAUAUAUAUAGCCAGCCGAGCAGGCUUCCUUUUCCCAGUUCAAACAGUGCAGCGUCGGCGGUGGCGGGGACGACGACGCGAUGAACGCCUUCUUCACGUCCCUGGCGCGCGGGCUGGACGACCUGGGCCGUGCGGGCGGGCUGUCGUCGCUGUCGGCUCUGCUGCGGGCGGCCGCGCUGCUCAGGGGGCUGCACUCGCAGCUCACGCUCAUGGUCGGCCAGCUCCACCUGCCGCCGGGCGGCCGCUGGCUCGACGAGUACAUGGACGAGACGGCCCGCCUCUGGGACGCCUGCCUCGCCCUCAAGCUCGGCCUCGCCUCCGUCGAGCGGUAUUGCGCGGCGGCCUCCUGCGCCGCCGCCGCGCUGGAUGACUGGCUCCAGGAUCCUUCUCCUCUGUCCACUCGCCAGGUGAUGCGGGCGAUCUCCGUGUCGAGGAGGGAGGCCAUGGCCGCGGAGGAGGAGAACCGCGCGCUGGCGGACGCGAGGAUCGCGCCGCUGUCGCUGCAUCUCGACGAGCGUCUGCUGCUGCGCGCCACGGACGCGAGGCUCGCCGGCUUCAACGGCUUCCGGGGGCUCCUGUACGCGCUGCACAACGCGAGCUCGCUCCUCCUGCUCAUCCUCGCCAGCGGCGCGGUCUCCUGCGCCGCGGCGGCCGGCGGCCCGUGCGCCGGCGCCGACGACGCCGGCUCGGACGGUUUCACUGCGUCCAUCGCAAUGCUGCAGCAGAGGCUGGCGGAGGAGGCCGAGUCCGACGGGCCCGGCGCCGCGCCGGGCAUCAGGAUGUGUGAGUUCCGGUGCGCGCGCGCCGCCGUGGAGGCGGCGCGGGAGGAGGUGGAGCGCGCCGCGGCGGCGGGACGCAAGUGCGAGGGCGGCGGCGGCGGAAGCGCUGUCAAGGACAAGGUGGAGGAGCUGAAGGCGUGGCUGGACGUGCUCCGGACCGGCACCGAUAGCCUGGUGUGCCAGCUGGACGACUUCCUGGACGACAUUGUCGAGGGCAGGAAGGAGCUCUCCGACCUGUGCAGCCAUUGAUGUGAUGGAUCGGUCACACCACACCUCGUGCCCGCCUUGAAGGAGAGCAUCAUCAUCAUCACAAAUUCGCAUGAACAAACGAACGUUGCUUGCUUGAUUUGCAUGGUAGUACAAGCAAAGUCAGAUACGUACGUACUAGCACUAGCUGCAGUGUCCCUAUGCUAUUGCAAUAGCAUGUUGUUGCCUUGCCCCUCUUUCUAACCCCAUCUCUCCGUCUCUGUCGAGGGGAUGGAGAGAGCGAUGGAGCAUUCUGGUUGGCCAUGAUGCUGUUCCUGUCUC